GACUAGAUUAGCCGGCAGAAUGAGUUUCACUGGAGGGGAAAGGUACCAGUCCAAGUUUGAUCCAAAAGCAUAUUUAGCUUCUUUUUGCAGUCUAGGAAAAGGAAGAGAUAAAAUAAUGAAUUUCCGCUUUCAGAAGUGUUUUGAAACAUUUGGACCAGGUGGUAUCAGAGGAGACACCUUGAUUGAUAUAGGCACUGGUCCUUCAAUCUACCAACUGGUUUCGGCAUGUGAAUCUUUCAAAAAUAUAAUUGCCACAGAUUUCACUGACAGUAAUCGUCAAGAAUUCCAAAAAUGGCUGAAAAGUGAGCCAGGGUCAUUUGAUUGGUCAGAAACUCUGAAGACUGUUUGUGAGAUAGAAGGUAACAGAGAAAAUUGGAGAGAAAAAGAAAAUAAGCUACGAGCCACUAUCAAAAAAGUUCUAAAAUGUGAUGUGACAAACAGUAACCCACUGCAUCCAGAGGUUCUGCCCAAAGCUGAUUGUUUGAUCACUGCGUUGUGCUUGGAAACAGCUUGCAAAGACAUUGAUGCUUAUAAGGAUGCAAUGAGAAACAUAACCACACUGUUAAAACCAGGAGGCCAUCUGGUAGUUAUUGGCGUACUUGGGGAUAGUUUUUACAAGGUUGGCAAACAGAAGUUUUUCUGCUUGCCAUUGGAUGAGGAGACAGUCAGAAAUACUGUGUUAAAUGCUGGCUAUACAAUUAAAGAACUAGAUGUAUUUCCUAUUGAUAAUAUGUCAUUACAUGCUGACAUUACUGAUAGCUAUGCUAAUUUUUUUCUGGUAGCCAAGAAAAACCUAACAUAAAUAUAAAUCAAUGACAAAAUGUUGAACAAGCAAUAUAUAGAUACCUGCCUUGCCUCACAACUAAAAGCAACCCAAAUGAACUUUAUUUUGUGCCACAUUUUAGGACCAGUAAGCCUAUAGGGCUGGAUUAGACUUCAUCUUUAAUUGUAAUUCUAAUUUUGGAUAGCGGCAUUGUCUUUGUUUUUGAAUUAGCUUGUAAUAACCCAGAAAUAAAUGCAAAAUGUGUGAUCCAGUCAUGGAGUUGUUACACGUGUCAGUGUCUGGCAGAACUGUUUGCACUCCCUGACUAGAACGUAAUGGGUUGUACCUAUACUUUUAUGCAUAAUGAAGAGCUGGCACAUGAAAAGUAUAUGAGUGUACAAUGCACACAAGCAGCUUCAGAAACGGUGUACAUUAGGCUUUCUGCUUAUUGUAUUAGCCCAGCAAUACAACAUUCCAUCUUUCCAUGUAUGGUCUAAGGAGCAGCCCAUCUUUAUUCUCAGCAUGGAUCAACUCACAAUAUAUUGAGAAGAAAUUAAGUUUAUAUUUGUCAAAUGUAAGGACAAGCAACAGGUUUGUGCAAAGAUAGCAAGUAAUUCCCUUCACUGCUAGUAGAGGUGCCAACUUUUCUUGUAAAAAUUACAAUAUUAGUACUAUUGAUAUAAGUAUUGUAUAUAAUUAAACUGCAAGCUUUUGUGAACCUAAUUGUGCCUGAUAAACUUUACGAUGAACGACACUGCUUCAGAAAGUGUAUACUGGUUAGCAUUCCUAAAUUGCAACGCUGGGGUUCUGGGUUUGUUCCAGCCAAGUACUACCUGCAAUGAGUUUGUAUGUAUUGCCAUGUGUCUUUGUGGGUUUUCUCUGGUUGAUUGGCUUUUGAUAAAACUGCCCCUUACUUUUAUAGGGGUAGGAACUUAUGUGAAAGAUAUUCAAAUCUUCAAAUAAAGCCCCCCAAAAAAUAUCAGCACCAUAUAAAUAUAUAUAUAUCACAAAAAAUAACCGUUACCGCACUCACAGGUCUUAUUAAAGAAAUAUUUAUUCAAAAA
Xenopus tropicalis (tropical clawed frog) is the source of this 1827-nucleotide messenger RNA. It is a transcript of the gene pnmt.2, whose product is annotated as phenylethanolamine N-methyltransferase gene 2. The record is from RefSeq and is marked predicted. The coding region runs from base 20 to 802 and encodes 260 amino acids. The transcript is spliced from 3 exons. Lineage: Eukaryota; Metazoa; Chordata; Amphibia; Anura; Pipidae. Gene Ontology annotation, biological process: S-adenosylmethionine metabolic process. Gene Ontology annotation, molecular function: S-adenosylmethionine-dependent methyltransferase activity; methyltransferase activity.